Messenger RNA from Alosa alosa (allis shad), 708 nucleotides. It is a transcript of the gene ciao2a, whose product is annotated as cytosolic iron-sulfur assembly component 2A. Bases 80 to 559 code for a protein of 159 amino acids. NCBI's taxonomy places the organism in Eukaryota, Metazoa, Chordata, Actinopteri, Clupeiformes, Clupeidae. The transcript has 5 exons. The record is from RefSeq and is a predicted model, not a curated record.
UCUUGGACAGCUAGGUCUAGUACGCAGAAGGACCAGGACACGGGUAUCAUAGCUGUUUGAGUAUGGCGGUAUUUGAAAAAUGGAAAUUGUAACAGGUCUUACGGCGACAGUUAGCAAGCUAUUGCAGUUCUCCGGCUUGUCUGUGAAGAAUGUAUCUGGGACCAAAAAUAUGGAAGAAAAGGCAUUAGAAGUUUAUGAUGUUAUCCGUACUAUUCGAGAUCCAGAGAAACCCAACACUCUGGAAGAGCUAGACGUUGUUUCUGAGAAAUGCGUUGACGUUCAUGAACUUGGAGAUGAUGAAUACCUCAUUAUCAUCAAAUUCUCUCCUACAGUACCCCACUGUUCUCUGGCAACAUUGAUAGGCCUCUGUCUUCAAGUCAAAUUACAACGAUGCCUACCAUUUAAACACAAGUUGGAAAUUUAUAUUUCUGAAGGAACACAUACAACUGAGGAAGACAUUAACAAACAAAUCAAUGACAAAGAGAGGGUUGCUGCUGCAAUGGAAAACCCUAACCUGCGGGAAAUUGUGGAACAGUGUGUAACUGAACCAGAUGACUAGGGCUACCCUGUUGUUACCGUCUUUAACUACUGAAAUCAUACUUCAGCUGUAAGGUUUCAUUCUGUUCUCUGAUCCCAUGAGAAACCUGUUUCUGUGAUGCUGUCUCUAUAAAUUAUAUAAAAAUUAAAAAAGUGCACUAUCAUAUUGAA